Molecule: messenger RNA, 3051 nt
Organism: Epinephelus moara (kelp grouper)
Lineage: Eukaryota; Metazoa; Chordata; Actinopteri; Perciformes; Serranidae
Gene: rd3l
Product: RD3 like
Exons: 3
Coding region: 508-1188 (226 amino acids)
Source: RefSeq, a predicted model, not a curated record
CACCCACGGCUUGUGCACACACACGCACUCUCGCCCUCUUCCUUUCUCUCCGAUGCACACGUUUCGUGCAAGCUACAAAGCAGCUGACCUUACAACAAAGCUGCACACUCCACAGAGGAGAGUGGGGUGAAAGGAGAGGAGAGGUGACAGCUCUUAGUCAGUUAGCAGAGUGUGACUAACUCUCCUGAAAAAAGUCUGCAUGACAGGAACAGCGGGCGGGACAAUAGGGACAAAACAAUAACCACAACACAAAGAGGAAAAACGCUUCCAACAACCAAGACACUCGAGGAUUGCUGCCGAUACCUGGGCACCUUUGAUCGUGUUUGACACUAAGGGACAUAGUCGAAAGCAACUGAAGGAAUGAAGUUUACAUUGAAUGACCCAUGGGGACGAGGAGCUGGCGGCUGUACCUUGUGAAAAGCUCAUCUUUGCCCACUUUCUGCAUAUCUCAAAAAAUAUCAGCGGUGCAGUUUUCAUCUUCUUCCAGGACUGUCUGCUGUGACUGCCAUGCCCCUCUUCAGCUGGAUGAAAUGGUCCCAUGAAACAAGAGUGCAGGCUCAGGAUGAAGCGCCACCUCUCAAGUCCUCGGGGGUCGUACCCAGUCGCAUGUUAAUCAGAGAACUGCUGUGGCAUGUCGAGGAACGUGAGCGGCUGGCGAGGGAGCUAGAACAGGAGCACAGGCUGACCCACAGCCCCCCGGGUCUCCACUGGUUUCAGAAGUACCCCAGGUUACGGACCCUCAUCCCAACAUCAGAGCUACACCAGCUGGAGUUUCUGUGUGCCCAGAUCCCACCCAUCCACGCAGCCACGGUGCUCUCCAGGUUUCGUGAGGUGCUUGCCACAAACAACAUAAGGCCCUGGGAGCUGGCGUCUGUCUUCAAGCAGGUGCUGAGAGACUUCUUGAGCCAAAAGGAGUAUGAGGAAGACGACUACCUCUCAGUGCAGCCAGCACAGAUCCGACCAAUGGAGGCUUGGACCAGCCGCUACAUAAUGAAGCAAGGCUUUGUCACACCCACUGUCCCCAACUGCGGAGACCACCCAAGGGAGGAGAUCCCAACAAUCUCUGGAUAUGUGGAUCGGGCCAUGGGGCACUCCAAUUUGUUCGCUGGGUCCACUAGGGACUGGGACCUUCCAUAUUACUAUCCAGUUCCUCUCAGGCCUACAGGGACAUACAGCACUACACUUUGAGAAGACAUACUGCUGCGGAUAAACAGUUAUAAACAGUCUCCACUUCAUGGAGACAAGACGCAAAAACCUGACUAGUUGUAUUAGUUGUAAAUAUAUAGUAGCUUGUAACCAAAAAUGUGAAGAUGACAUUAGGAUAGUUGGACAAUGUACUGAACUGUUUCAUUACAAUAACUAGUUUGUCACCUGCUCUUUUUAAACUCUAUUUAAUAGACUGAUUUUCUGUAGUCCUGAUUAAAAACCUCAGUUACAGCUGAAAUACAUAGGGCACGGACGCGGUGUGUCACGUAGGAAGAGUGGACCACAGUUUCUUACCUGCUACACAGACUCCGUCUCUGCAGUGUGUGGUUGCUGCCAGCUUUACUCUGUAUGUAUUGAGUUUUGCCAAGCAAUAAUGCAGUUGGUUAUGGAGGGUUUGGAAGUGUAUAGACUAUAUUAACUGGUACUGAAUUAAUUAACUGGAUCAUCAUUUUAACAACAGGAUGCAUUGAUUUGACUGACGUAUUUUAAUGUGAAAUGUAAAAACACACAAGGCUGCUCAGCUGCUUCGCACUGCCUCUGCUACAAUGAGGUAUUCAUUUUUGCCAUUUUUAAAACAGACUUAUGCUCUUUUUCUUUUACACAGUUCUGUGUAGCUUUUACCUGUCGGAGGGCUGCAGAGCCACAUCUAGACAGAAAAACAUUCCAGCUGCACAAAAAUGGAGUUGAGCAGUGCAAUACCCGCACAGGCAAGCGCAGCUUCUGUAUUCAGUUUAGCAGCAUCAGUUAAUUGUGAUGGUUGUGGUCUGCUGCAGGAAUGAUGCAGCUAACAUGUCGCACCACGCAUUAGACUUUGUACAGUUGGGCAUGUAUUUCAAAUGUAUAUUGUCAGGUGGCAGAAGUGAUGCCAUAAGGGCACAGGGUGUGAAGACAUGCAUGACCUAGACAAAUGGGUCACAGUCUUUGAGGCUUGUUGUGAGUAUUUGAAGCAACAUCUACUUGCGGCUGCUUGGCACAGGCUGAAAAUGUCUAUAACUUUCGAACUGUUAAACCAAAGAGUGAUGCUCCCCUCUCCAAUUGUGUCAUGGUGGGUUUAGAGCCCUAAAGAGCUAAAACUGUCAAAUAUUUCACAAUAAAAAACAAAGCUCAUGGAAAACUCUGGGGGAAAAGACACAAUUGUGUAAAUGUUUUUGUGUCCUAACUUGUUAAUCAUCCUGUGACACCUGGGUUUAACACUGAGAUCAUAUCUUAAGUAUUUCAUUUUCUUGGAAUUUGGGAAUUUUCGGUAUCUGAGGAAACUGUACAUUUUAAAGCUGCAAAAAAACCUAAGUAGGGGGUGUGAACUGACCUUGGAGUUUUUACACUGAACUUGAAUUUGAGUACUUUCUCAAUUCCUUGCAGUGUAGAGAGGCAAGGAUACAGCCAUGAAACAGUUCAUUGUGUGCUCAUAUUGGUGACAAUCACUGAAAAGGUAGCUUUGGUCAUGCUGACAAUUUUUCACAACUAAGUGUGUUUUUAAGCAUUACUGUAAUGUCCUUAGCAGACGCAUUAUUUUGGAAACGUCAAGUCUCGUGGUUAAUACAGUGAGAACUGAGGUUUAAGAAAAUCGUUGAUGGUUAAAAGACAUCCACAAUAAGUUCUAAGUUAAAUCUUUGUUCACCAACUACCAUUACGUUUAGUAUGGUAUGGUAUACUUUGACUGAGGAAUUUGAAUGCGAUUUCUUAAUUAGGCUCCAAAAUGAUGGCAGGCUCUUAUUUGCAAGCUGCACAGGAUGAAAAGUCUCAUUGUUGCAAAGUGAAAUGAGGCCUUCACUCAAAAAAAAAAAACUUCACCUGUGACCGUAGUCGUUUUUUAAAGGUCUUCUCAAUGGAAAAAUCGUCCCUCGG